GGCAGAGAAGCUGUUUAAUUUAGUCAAUGAAUUAAUACAGAGAGCACGGCGAGAUGACCAUCCAAUGCAACUACACCGUUGAGUCCGACAACAUUGAGGGCCAAGAGAAGAAAGCUGUGGCGAAGAGAGGCGGCGUUAUUUCAUCCAUCCUUUGUCGAAUUUCACAGUUUAGGCCAGUCAGUUUGACUAUGCGUGCUCUACGUGGUUUGUGGUGGCUGUUUGGCUUUUCUGCACCAGUAAAGGCCAUCUCUCCACCGGCUGAAGAAAAAGGAGGCUCCCCUAAAGAACGACAGUGCAGAACGGUUCGAAAGCGUCUCCGCAGGGCCACGCGCCUGCUGUUGGCCAUCCUGCCCCGACGCAUCCAGAGCGCUCUGGGUUACCCGGUCUGCACCAGCAUUGGCUGUGCUGUGUCCCCAGAGGUGCGUUUUUCGCCGACCAAACCCUGUGGCAAAGGCAGUAAGAGAAAGCAGGACGACCUGGACGAAGAAGAGGAAGCAGAGCAGCAGUCAUGGGUGGAGGCACUUAACCAGGAGAUUGCCGAGGAAGAUCAUGCAGCCGAUCCAGAUUAUGAGCCUGGCGCACUUGAGACGGAUAGUGAAGAAUACCGGUCACGCAAUGACACUGAGAGCGACUUGGAAAUAGAGAAGGGUGUCGUGGUGAUCAAAGACGUGGACACGGCUGUUUCUCCAGAGGCCUAAUGAUGGCAGUGUGCACUAAGACUUGCGCACAUCAGGAAUGUUGUGUUAGUGGCAUGAUCUUUUCCUGGCGGAUCUCUUGAGCGCUUAAUAGUAUGAUUGUUGUCUUCUGAUGUCAAGUUCUAAUGUUAAA
Messenger RNA from Triplophysa rosa, 828 nucleotides. It is a transcript of the gene org, whose product is annotated as oogenesis-related gene. The coding region runs from base 54 to 698 and encodes 214 amino acids. The transcript is spliced from 6 exons. NCBI's taxonomy places the organism in Eukaryota, Metazoa, Chordata, Actinopteri, Cypriniformes, Nemacheilidae. The record is from RefSeq and is a predicted model, not a curated record.